Messenger RNA from Oncorhynchus keta (chum salmon), 486 nucleotides. Its product is annotated as RNA polymerase-associated protein LEO1-like. Gene Ontology annotation, molecular function: RNA polymerase II C-terminal domain phosphoserine binding. The record is from RefSeq and is a predicted model, not a curated record. The coding region runs from base 1 to 486 and encodes 161 amino acids. Gene Ontology annotation, biological process: transcription elongation by RNA polymerase II; positive regulation of transcription elongation by RNA polymerase II. The transcript has 5 exons. Gene Ontology annotation, cellular component: nucleus; Cdc73/Paf1 complex. NCBI's taxonomy places the organism in Eukaryota, Metazoa, Chordata, Actinopteri, Salmoniformes, Salmonidae.
AUGACGAACACUCAGAUGAGCUUCCCUGAGACGAAAGAGGAGGAGCGUCUGCGUGCGUCUAUCCGUCGUGAGGGACAACAGCGGCGGAUGAGAGAGAAGCAGCACCAACGAGGGCUGAGCGCCGGUUACCUGGAGCCCGAUCGCUAUGACGACGAUGAGGAGGGGGACGAGUCUGUCAGCCUGGCCGCCAUCAAGAGCAAAUACAAGGGGGAGGAGGAGGAGGAGGAGAGACACAUCCACAUCAAAUACAAGGGAGGAGGAGGAGGGGGGCUGAGGGAGGAGCGUGCUCGGAUCUACUCGUCUGACAGUGAUGAGGGUUCUGAUGAUGAUAAAGCCCAGAGACUGCUCAAGGCCAAGAAACUAGACUCUGACGAGGAAGGGGAGAGUUCAGGAAAGAGGAAGGCUGAGGAGGAUGAGGAGGAGGAGGUGGAACAGAAGGCAAAGAAAUAUGUCAUCAGCGAGAGGGAGGAGGAAGAUGAUGAAUGA